AGAGCACAGGAAGCCUACUUCUCUGUAAGUGAUGCUUCUCUGACUCCCUCUGACCAUUCCUGUCCCGUUCUCCAGCAUGCUGUGUCCAGGGCUCCCCGGAGGCUCCUGGGUGGCAGCUCUGACAGUGACACUGAUGGUGCUGAGUCCUCCCCUGGCUUUGGCCUGGGACAGGAGAGCGCGUUUCAUGGAGUAUGUUACAUCGGAGUGCCACUUCUCCAACGGGACGGAGCGGGUGCGCUUCCUGAAGAGAUACGUCUACAACCAGGAGGAGAACUUGCGCUUCGAUAGCGACGUGGGCGAGUUCCGCGCGGUGACCGAGCUGGGGCGGCCAGACGCCGAGUCCUGGAACAGCCAGAAGGAGACCCUGGAGCAGAAGCGCGCCGAGGUGGACACCGUGUGCAGACACAACUACGGGGUUGGUGAGAGCUUCACUGUGCAGAGGAGAGUGGAGCCCAAGGUGACCGUGUACCCCACCAAGACCCAGGCCCUGCAGCACCACAGCCUCCUGGUGUGCUCUGUGAGUGGCUUCUACCCCGGCCACAUCGAAGUCAGGUGGUUCCGGAACGGCCAGGAGCAGGAGGACGGGGUGGUGUCCACAGGCCUGAUCCGGAACGGGGACUGGACCUUCCAGACCCUGGUCAUGCUGGAAACAGUUCCUCGGAGCGGAGAGGUUUACGUCUGCCGGGUGGAGCACCCGAGCUGGAGCAGCCCCGUCACCGUGGAGUGGAGGGCACAGUCUGGAUCUGCACGGAGCAAGAUGCUGAGUGGAGUCGGGGGCUUUGUGCUGGGUCUGCUCUUCCUCGGGGCGGGGCUGUUCAUCUACUGCAGGAAUCAGAAAGGAGACUCUGAAGUUCAGCCAAUAGGUAACGUCCUGGAAACUUGCCUCACGGACAGAUUCGCUUUACCUUCAACGGCCUGUAACAGGGAUGAAAGAGGAAACAGAUAAUGUGAAAGAUUUUGGAUAUAAAGUUCUGGUCAGGCAGCUGCCCUAAACCUUCUUCACUUCACUUAAUAAAAUGCUGUGCUCUGAGGUAGCAUCGGUUCAGGGAGACUUAGAGAUUUUUCUUCUCUCACUGCAGUGCUGUCCUGAGAGGAGAGAGGAGCUGCAGUCAGAGUCAGCUCAGGAAUCACUGCUGUCCUCUGCCCCUCAGGACUCCUGAGCUAAGGUGAAGGUGACAGCACUGCAGGGAGGAGUUGUGUCCCUGCUUCUCUGCAACCCUGCCACAUGGUGACCGGCUUCCUGCUCGGCCCGUUCUCCCAGAGAGAGAGGCUCUCCCGUGCCCAGGACCACACAUCCCGGAGAGAGAGGCUCUCCCGCGCCCAGGACCACACAGAAGGCGCCCUCCCUGAUGGCCUCUUCUGCUCCGUGGACUCCAGGGCUUCCCUUCGUUCUCCUGGCCCCUUUGUUCGUGCUUCUGAACUCACCCUGUGGAGCAUUGCUUUGUUAUUUUCUCCGAAAAAAAUCAUGGGCUUCCUACAGUUUUGAAGACAAAAAGACAAAAGAGGAUAGAAAUGUUAUGCUUUGGGUCUACGUGACCCCCUACAUGUCCACUUACGCGGUCAUAGAUGGCUUUUUCAGAUGUGGCUGACUCUAGAGUGUGUGAUGCUGGGAUUAAGGGCCUCUGAUUACUAAACUAUUACACUGAUUGGUUUGGCAGCACCCUGAUCCUGGUAGCAUGGAUAAGAUAAAAGGGACAGAAAGACACUACUGCUAAGGUUCCCUUGUUUCUCUUGCUACCAUGUGGGUGCCAGGACCUGUUUCUCCUCUCUAAUGCCCCUCCGCCAUGUGCCUCUCUGUCUUGGGGCCGGCUGACUGUGGAGUGAAAGUUAUUUAAAAGUGUGAGCUAAAUAGACCCUUUUCCCUUUCC
This is a messenger RNA of Fukomys damarensis (Damara mole-rat), 1868 nucleotides long. Its product is annotated as HLA class II histocompatibility antigen, DR beta 5 chain-like. The record is from RefSeq and is a predicted model, not a curated record. Gene Ontology annotation, biological process: peptide antigen assembly with MHC class II protein complex; positive regulation of T cell activation; immunoglobulin production involved in immunoglobulin-mediated immune response. Gene Ontology annotation, cellular component: lysosomal membrane; MHC class II protein complex; late endosome membrane. Lineage: Eukaryota; Metazoa; Chordata; Mammalia; Rodentia; Bathyergidae. Gene Ontology annotation, molecular function: MHC class II protein complex binding. Bases 77 to 946 code for a protein of 289 amino acids. The transcript is spliced from 5 exons.